Molecule: messenger RNA, 7842 nt
Organism: Penaeus chinensis
Lineage: Eukaryota; Metazoa; Arthropoda; Malacostraca; Decapoda; Penaeidae
Exons: 22
Coding region: 286-5841 (1851 amino acids)
Biological process (GO): proteolysis
Molecular function (GO): serine-type endopeptidase activity; protein binding
Source: RefSeq, a predicted model, not a curated record
UGACGUGAUAGUGGAAGUACGUCCUCUUUGCGCUCUCUCCGGCCAUGACUGGAAGUGGUUUAUAAAUGUGACUUUUUUCCCAGUUAUUAAUUAUUUUUACAUUCUUCUUUUGGCCCUCUUGGGCCAUGACUAAAAGUGGCGCCUAAGUGACAUUUUCUUUCGCCUGAUUUUUAUUUAUUCUGACUGAAAACAUGAUUUGACGAGUGAACGAAUUGGGAUUUUUUUUUUAUACGUACGUUGAUAUUUUUGGUGCCAAAUCAGUGUGUUAAAAGGAAACUUGCAGCCAUGUAUUUCAACAGAAGAAAUAUGUAUUAUCAGAGUUACCCUUAUUUCUCGCCAUUUGGGUAUCUCCAGCAACAGGAGCGGUCGUAUGCCCAAGCAGCUUUGGCCGCCCAAGCAAAGCUCCAAGCUUUACGGCUCUCCGCUCUCUCACAACAACAACUGCAUCAGCAACAACAACAACAACAACAACAACAGCAACAACAACAACAUGAGGAGGAGGAGGAGGAGUUCGAUUCAGAGCCACAGUUACAGCAGGAAGGCAAUAACGACGGCGUGUCCUUCGUGAGGGCGUCUGCGGGCACGACCUCGACGCCGGGAGACUUCACGCCCUAUGGAUACGUGUCGCGCCCGGGCUCCACGCCGCUCAGCUACAGUUUAUGGGGUUCGAACGCCUCCACCACGAGUUCGGAAGAGUCGUAUCGGCGGCAGUUCAACCGAACACUUUGCCGCGUGGUGUUCGGAUGCGCUGUGCUGCUCGUGAUUCUCGCCGUCUUGGGGAUCGUCGGCAUCGCUGUCUAUCUCGGAGUGUUAACAAAUGAUGAGGAGGGAUCGGAAUACGAAGUGCUGUACAGAGGUCAGCUGAAGGUCACGGCCGGAGACACAUGGAUCCCCGACCUGGCGCGGUCCGCGUCGCCCGCCUUCAGAGCCAAGGCGCUGAAGUACGAGAAGAUGCUGGAGUCCGUCUACGAGAACAGCUUUCUGAAGGGCUCGCUGAGGAACGCCAAGGUCCUGCGCAUCCUGAGGAACCCCGAGAACAACCGCGGACUCAACCUGCACUUCAGGCUCGCCCUCGACCGCCGGAAGAUGCCCAGCCACGUUGAUAACACAGAGCUGGCAGUCAAGGACGUUCUUCUGCAAGAACUGAUGAGCCUAGAACCUGUUGCAUUCCAGAAAGUUGCGAUUGAUAUCGAUUCGUUUAGGAUUGCAAGAGAGAGUAACGUCACCCGGACGGAAUCAGCAGCCUCUUCGGCGCAAAAGGAGGAGGAGGAGGAAGUCCAGGUGAUUAAGGUCGAAGGGACGCAGGAGUCUCCCGGAGGAUCUAUCGUGAUCAAGAAGCCCUCUGGCGGCGCGGAUCGCUCGCAGCAGGACGGCGCGCGCGAGGAGAGCAGCACCGUGGCCAACCUGAUCUACCAGUUUGGCGCGUGGCGGCCCGUCAACCCCUACAACUUCCGGCCGUCCUCGCCCGACCCCUCGGCUGUCACUCCGGCGAAUCCGACCGUGCGCCCCGCCAGCGCCUCCGUCCGCCCCUUCUACAACCCCAACCAGAGGCCAGCACGCCCCUCGAGACCACAGGAAAAGAACAACCCCGUCACUCCUCCACAUCGCACGACCAAGAGGACUACGACCAGCAGUACCACGACUACGGCUUCUACUACUACAACUACGACUCCUCCUCCUCCGCCUCCAACUACGACCACCACAACUACAACCACACCAGCUACAACUACCACUACAACCACCACGACGACCACAACUACAACGACUCCUCGACCCACGACGACUGCAAGCGCGAGUACGUUGCAGUUCAACAAUCGGUUCGGAAUUCCCUUGGAGGAUCUGGGCUCGAAGGAGAACAAGAUGACGACGAAGAGGAAUCCGUCGAGGGAGGACCUCCAGGCGAUUCUGGCUGACCUGAUGUUCUUCACGACUCCUCGACCUCGUCCUCGACCUCGCCCGCGGCCCCAGCCACGCCCUCAGGCUCCUCUUCGAGUCCCCGACGAAAUCACGAUCUUCUCGAGGCCGAACUACAACGCAAGACCCACCUCAACGCAACCUCCCCCUAACCGAACCCCGAGCUCGGCGGAUCACCUGGUCACAUUCCAGGACAUUUUGGAAGGAAACAGGAGACGUCCUUCGUUCUCAGCCUCGCAUCCCUCGUCAGGCAGCCAGAUGGCCUCCCACCAGACGCCAGGAGUGCCCCAUGUCACGUCUUACACCGGGGUGAGAGAACCUCAGCCUCCGAAGCCACCUGCAGAUUUCAGGUUCCCACUGGACAGAUUCCGAUACCCCAGCACCUCGUACGCAGCUCCAACCCUGCCUCCUGCCACCGAACCCACUGCCGCUGCAUCGUCUUUCAACAUUUGGGAUUUCCUCACGACCAGGAAGCCUCUGAUUCUGAACACAGAGGUGGUAACGUCAACGAGCAUCGACGUUCAGUACGGCUCAACGUCCUCGGACCAAGGAACAACUCAGUAUGGUCCUGUGUAUAGACCGACGAGUGAGCUGGUCCCAGUCUACAGACCGACCAUCAACAAUGGACCAAUCUACAGACCUGAUCAAGGGACUACAGACGAGUAUGGCCCGGUGUAUCGGCCAAGCAACGAGCCAGCACCUUUAAAAGAGUUUUCCGAAGAUCAGAAUUUCCUAACGGUUCCUGUGAUAUCGGGAACUAACGUCCGCUAUAUCACCGUGAACAAGACGCGCACGAACUACCCCAACGUCGUUAUCGUCAACCUUCAGACCACUCCUGAGGAAGAAACGACGACGCCCGAGACCUCCUCGCGGGGCGACGGAAGGAGAUUCAAUACGAAAUUCCUGGAGGACAUUUUCCAGACUGUGCUGCGAAACACGAACUACCGCGGCAUAGACGGAGCCACUCACUUCAGUAAUUCUGGCUUCUCAAACAGAAGGGGAAAACCUAUUGACCUCGAUAUACCAGACUCGCCUGCGCCCUUGCUUGACGAGGAAACCAAUGAGUCUCUCUCCCUCUGGUCCGUCUUAAGGAACUUGAGCCAAGUUUACUUGUCCGACCCCGCCAUCAUCCAGCAGUUGCAAGACUUCGAAAAGGCUUCAUUAAAAGCAGACCAAGCCACAACAGCUACACCAGCACCACAAUCCACAACUCCAGAUCAAACAACAACACCCAACUUGACGCCAUUCUUUCAGCAUUUAAGAGGCUCUCAGAAUCCCUUCCUGAAAAAUUCCAAUGUCGUGGCAAGCCAGCAAGCUCCUGCUUACGCUUACAUACCUCUGCAUGACCCAAACACAUCAGAGACUAGCGAUGUCGUUGACGACAAGGACCCUGCUCAUGCACUGAACUACACUCUCCAAUACAUCACACCUCGACCGGCAUCAGGUGUCACGUAUCCCAUGGAUUACACACAACAGCCCAUCCGCUACACCUCUUCGCCUUUCACCACCCUGUUCAUGACCGGCGUUGGAGGCAAGAGCUCGGGCAGCCCGCAGGUGAUCAGUGUGUCGAGCCGUUCCCCCGUCAUAUCGUCAGGUAGCUCCUCGAUGACGAACUCUCCGAUCCAUACAUUCGUCCUCAAAGAAGGGCAGAGCAUGGAGGAUCUGUUGCAAGAGAUCUUCGACACCAUAUCGCUGGAAGAAGAGAACGAGGCUUUACCUUCCACCGACGCUCCGAGUUCAGACGUCGAAACGACGACCGAGGAUUUCGAAACGACGUACCAGACCACCCGCGAAACGGAGAGCCGAGACAGCGUUUUGGAGUCCAUCAACAGAAUCCUUCAGCAGCACCUCGAGAAGAUGAACAACCAGUCCAAGGACUCCUCCCAAGAACAAAGUUCCACGGCACCGUCGGCGGCGCCGGAGACCUCUCUGCCGUCCCGAGAGCCGUCCAAGCCGCACGGGGGAAUUGACCCCAUCCACGACCUCUUCCCCGUCAUGACCCGCCCCAUGAACUUCAUCCGAACCACCACGCCCGAGCCCUACGAGAUCCUGGACGACGGCGACAACGAGAUCAAGACGACGGUCGUGGGGGACGGCAUGGCCUCCACGGAGGAGGUCAGGACGGAGACCUCGAUAGACGUGUCCUACAGCGUCCACUCUGCCACCACCGAGAUAGCGCUUAUCAGCAACGACACAGUGCAAGCAUGCCAGAGCAAGUCCCAGUUCCGUUGCAAGUCGGGCGAGUGCAUCGCAGAGUCCUCGCGGUGCAACCUGAUCCAGGACUGCCGCGACAGCUCCGACGAGCGGGACUGCUCCUGCGCCGACUUCCUCAAGAGCAAGUUCCUCACUCGGAAGAUCUGUGAUGGCAUCGUCGACUGCUGGGACCACUCGGACGAGUCCAACUGCGACUGGUGCAAGCCGGGCCAGUUCAUCUGCCCAGGCACGGCCCAGUGCAUCGAGCAGAGCCAAGUGUGCGACGGCACCACGGACUGCAAGGACGGCGACGACGAGAGGACGUGCGUCACCAUAGCGCCGGACGUCCCCGCGGCCAACGCUCUGGAUUACCAUGGCGAAGGGUUCCUGAUGGUGCGGAAACACGGCAUCUGGGGAAAGCUUUGCCUCGACAACUUCGAGCAAGUGACAUCUCGAGCUUCUGCAACCUGGUCGGUGUCAGAUUUAGGCCAGGCCGUAUGCAAAACACUCACUUUCAGCAACUUCAGCCGCGUAGAGCGCUACCCAGACACAACUCUCGUCAAGCGCUCGCGGCCCAACAUCCCCUCCAGGUACCACUCACUCCUCCCGCCUCCUACUUCUGCUGCUCCUUCGCCCGUCUACUACGAAAUCAACGUCUCUGACAAAGGGUUCCUGCCCACGCGCGCCCGCUCCGUACCCUUGGACACGUCCUCGGCGGCGGACCUCGCUCUCUCCUUGGAUUUCGAGAAGACUACGUGCCCGAGGAAGGACGUGGUGAAGGUCUCUUGCGAAGGACUGCAGUGCGGGAUCAGGCCACGCGCCGUGCACCAUCGCGCCAGGUAUUACAGGAGUGGAAGCCGACGGCAAGCGCGGAUCGUGGGCGGCAGCAACAGCGGGCCCGGAUCUUGGCCCUGGCACGCGGCGCUCUACAAGGAGGGCGAGUACCAGUGCGGCGCCACGCUCAUCAACGACCGCUGGCUCGUCUCCGCGGGGCACUGCUUCUAUAGCGCCACCAACAACCACUGGGUGGCUCGUCUGGGCGCCCUCAGACGGGGCUCCAAGUUCCCCUCGCCCUUCGAGCAGCUGCGACACAUCACGCACAUUUUCAUUCAUCCUGAAUACGUCGAAACGGGCUUCAUCAACGACAUCACUCUGCUCAGCGUCAAUGAACCGGUUCGCUUCACCGACUACGUGCGCCCCGUGUGCCUCCCUCCGCCCGGCGCCAGCAUCGAGGACGGCCGCCUGUGCACGCUGGUGGGCUGGGGGCAGCUGUUCGAAGUGGGCAGAAUCUUCCCCGACACCCUGCAAGAGGUCCAAGUGCCGCUGAUCUCGACGUCCGAAUGCCGCAAGAGGACGGUGUUCAUCCCGCUCUACCGCAUCACCGACGACAUGUUCUGCGCAGGAUACGACCGCGGCGGGAGGGACGCGUGCCUCGGCGACUCCGGCGGACCGCUCAUGUGCCAGGAACCCAACGGGUCGUGGCAGCUGGUGGGCGUCACGAGCAACGGGUACGGGUGCGCGCGCCCACACCGCCCCGGCGUCUACACGAAGGUGGUCAAGUAUCUCGACUGGAUGAAUCAGGUGAUGGAGCUGACAAAGAGCGAACUGGUGGUGCCGGUGCCAGCGCAGUGCGAGGGCCACCGCUGUCCCCUCGGCCAGUGCCUCGCCCCCUCCAACGUGUGCAACGGCGUGGUCGAGUGUUCGGACGGCUCGGACGAAGCCCAGUGCCACUGAGAAAAUUGCAUUAAAUGGUGUCGCUUGUGGUGAAUUCGUUUCGAUGUGUCACGGUUUCGGACGAGGUGUCGAGGAUGUCACGUGUGUCGAGAUUAGAACUUGUAUUAGACUCGUUGAGAGCUUGUUGCACACGCAUUUCGGCCAGUAUGGUGAUGUUCUAAAUGCGAAAUAAUUUAUGGAUGGAAAUGGGAGAGGAGAAAUCAUCAUCAUUCAGUAUUAACUAACGGAAAACUGCUUCUUAGACACACGCAAGGUGCCUUAAAGUGAAUAAAAUGAAGUGUAAAAGAAUAAUCUGAGUGAAAAAUAUCUAAAGAAACACAGAAUGUAGAAACAAAAGAAAUACGAAUCUUAAUUACGUGAAAGGUUUCGAAAUUUAUGUGAAUUCUCAAAAGUUAUGAACUUACUGUAUCAUGAGUUCGCUUAUUUACGAAUGAUAGUUAUUGUUUUAAAUAUUUGAUUCAUAUGUAGUGUGACUGUGUACUGCAUAUUCAUCAAUUCCAACUCCAGCGCUCUCUAAGUUUCACAUUGGAACAGAGAGCAUGGCGAGGAGUGUCAUUUCAAUGGGCAUUAUAAAUUAUAUAAGGACAGCACUUGAUAUACACCAAUUUUCAAAGUUGAACAUAAAAUGUUAUACACAAAAUAUGCACAAUUAGCAUUAGUAGCUGUGUACAGUGUUUAUCUUAAUAGCUCAUCAUUUGCGAAAAAAAAUCGAAUUAGGAAUUUGUUAUAUUCUUUCCAAAAAAAAAAAAGAAGUUUGAAUCAGGGAAGCUGAGUCUCUUACGCACUCUUUAACGUACAAUGUCACAGUGCACUCUUUGCAGCACGAAACACGCGAUAAACAUACGUAAUUCACCUACUAAAAUUAGAUAACAUAAAAACUAAACAGAUUAAUAGACAAAUGAACAAAGAUAGUAGUUAGAAUUACUGUUUUAAUUAAAAAAACAGGCACAGGUUCUUAUGAAAUGGAAAAUAAAUGUUCCAGAUAAUAUCAGUAAACCUCACACAACAUGUUACUUCAUUCUUAACAAGAACACGUAAGAAAACCUCAAUUAACCAGAUUUUUAACUUAAUGUAAUAUGAGCAAUGAAUCGUUACUCGGUGUAGAUUGUAGAGCUUCGUUAAUCUUCCUUUAAAGAAGGUUUUAUAAUGUAUAACGAAGACUGAAGGUGCAAUGCGGUUGUAAGUAUAGACUAGAUAUGAUACUACCACCUUAUUAAAAACACUUUUGGCUUUACUUAUGUUAUGGUAAUUAUUUAUAUUGAUGGGAUCAUCUUGACAGUGUGUGUCUUUGGUGCGACUUGGUCGGUGUAUGACAGUGGCAUUAAAUUUGUAAGUGAUAUUAGGUUAGCCACACGGGAGUACAGGCAUGUUUAUAACUUGAGUGAGUAAUUAUCAAAACACAUAAGGGUCUAUAUAAUCUGUCUGUCAGUCUCUCCUUCUCUUUUAUUAGUCUACCUCAUUCUGUCUUUCACUUACACACACACAGGCACAGACACACUUUCUUUGAAGGGCAGGGUAAAUUCAUUUGUUAUGCCUCAUCUGAUCUAAUGCUAUCAAAAUGCACUCAAUUUUGCGUGUCCUUGAUCACAUACAAGAAAGGUUGCGUCAGAUUAGUCCGUACUUUAUCAUUUUCUUUCGUUGUUUCGUGACUUUUGGAACUCAGCGUGACUGCAUUUUGAUUCGGCAUUUCUUGGGUUUGGUAUUUAUUAAUUCAAUCGUGUGCAUAGGUUAUUUUUAGAUUUUUUUUUACUUCACAUUUCUUCAUUAAAGUCAUGUUAUCAUUCACUCAUUUAUUCAUUCAUAUUAUUAUUCAUACCGGGCAAUUAUUUCAGUGUUUUGCACUUUGUACAUAUACAUAAAUAUAUAUAUUUACAUUUUAUAUCUAGGUCAUGCCCAUGGGUAAAACUAAUGCCAAAGUUUUUAUGGGCAUCUUCUUUGUGAUAUUGUUGUUAUUUAUUAAAAUGUACGUACGUAUACCUCUAAUAAAAUCGUUUCGUAGAA